UUGGAUGGCUGACAAAAGGUCUACGGAUAAACAUGACUUGGACUCUGUGAACAGAGAGCAUUACCCAGUAGAAGAACGUAGCUCCGAUCGUGAAGAAGACUUGCCAUUUUCCAGUGACCUGCUAAAGCUCCGGCUCUCUCCCAUCCCUUCUGAUAAAAACAUGGAAUCUUGUCCUUCACUCUCCGAAUUCCAACAGUUAUCUGCUGUGCAAGUCAUUCUCAGUGAGACCUCGUUGUCAUCCACUGAAAUUGAAGAGGAUAUCCCAUUAGACACAGAUGAUUCUGACUAUGAACGGUUGGAAGAUGCUAAUCAGAAGUAUAAGGAACUGGCAUCUGUAAACAUUUCUCCUAAUAUGGAUCAGGUGUUUGCAAUUAGGGAUGAAUAUAAGGAUGUGGACCAUGAAAAGCAUGUCACUGAUGGACUUGGCAAUACAGUACCACAUAAUGUGACAAAUCACAUGUUUGUAUGUACCAGUCAAAUGAACAAUGACUUCUCGGUAAGCAAGAAUAGUGAACUUUCAUCCAUCCGGGAAUCAGUAAAAUGUGAGGAAGAGGGCAUUCUAACAGAUGACAUGAUGAAAGGUCAAGAAAGAAGUCCUGAAAAAGUUAAUAGUAUGGGGGAAAGUCAAGAUAACGUACCUCAAUAUGCAGAAAUGAAUUCAGAAUCCAGAAGCUUCAGUAGCUCCCUUGACGUCUCGUAUUCCUGCAAUGAAAGUUUCUCAGAAUGUGAGCAGGAAUCGAAGGAAUUUUCAUGGAGCAGCCAAGAUCUGCCUUCCUCGGUGGAAGACGAGGUCCUGAUGGAAAGUCACAAUGUCGAUCUCGCCUUACUGGAUAACAGCACUGCAGACCAAGAGCAAAGUGUCAAUCCUUUGGCCACAGUGAAUGAAAUCCUUUCAAACAAAAGUGCUGGGUUAACCUGCCCUCUUGAAACAGAGCAGGAUUUUAAAUCCGAGGAAAGCCUGCUGGGUCUACCUGUGCCUUUCAAUGAAGACCUUCAUACAUCGAUGAACGAGGAGCUGAUUUCAGAUUGUCUUGAUUUACCUCCUCCUCCAGAUGACAUUUUGUAUUCUGACGAAGAAACAUUGCAAUGUAUGGCUGAUGAUCAUUCCGAUAAAAGUUUGGACCUACCAUCCCUUUCAGAAGAUAUGUUCUUUACAGCCAAGGAAAGUAUUCAUACAAAGGAGAUGAAGAGAAAUAAUCCUAAAGGAUGUGAGACCCCACCUGAGACUUUGGAGAAUUCAACAAGCAGGGAAAGAGACACUCAUACUGAAGAAACUCGAGGAAAUGAAAUAAUUGGCCAUAAUGGUUCCGAGAAGAAGAUUCCUUUUGUAACUCUAAAGCCUACUGAAAGUGAUGAUGAAAACUCCGACCCCCUGUCUUCAUUCAGGAUCGGGGACAGGGUUUUGGUUUGCCUAUCUAAACCCGGAGUGCUCAAGUUUAAAGGUCUCACAAAGUUUUCAAGUGGAUACUGGGCAGGAGUAGCUUUAGAUAAACCAGAAGGUUAUCACAAUGGCACAUUUCAAGGUAUUCAGUACUUUAGUUGUCCUCCCAAAUAUGGGGUCUUGGUCAGAGCAGAAGAUAUAUCUCAUCUUUUGGAAGACCGCAAAAAUGAUUCCUACUCCAAUGAUCCAGAUGAAGAUCCAUCAUCGGGAGAUGAAGAUCCAAAGAGUUACGGGUCAUUUGAAAAAGACUUGACGACGGAAAAAUCAACUGAUCGAAAAGAGGAAGGUACAGGAAAAGGAAGCCAGGAGACGGAUGGGAACAAUUCCAAAUUUUCUAAAGUUUGCCAAAGUGGUUCAUGCAAUCCAUCAAUUCCGGAAUUAAAUAGUAGGAUUCAUAAAGAACCUUCUGGAAUAAUUAAGCAAUGCCUAACACUGCAAAGGUUUCUGUUGGCAUCUACACUAGCGGAGCAUAAUAUGGAUGAAAAUGAAUUACGAGAUGCCAUCGAUGAAGCCAAAAUAUCAGUUCAACAUUUGGCAAAUAACUUCUUCAACCAUGUCAUACAGACAGCUAAUAAAAUGUAUGGACCUAAAUUGCAACCAUUUGUGGUGUGUCAAGGGGAAAAAAGAAAAAUUAAUAUCAUCGUGCUUACCGUAAAUGAGGAAUUUCGAAAAAGUAUUUUUGACGAGAACUCUUUUCUCCUCAUGGAUUCAAAAUGUAAGCAAUCAGAUGUGGAAAUCGUUCAAAAGCAAGGCAGAUUUUUAGUGUCCGACUUGGGGCCAAUGAGCAGAGUUACAAGAGGAAGAAGAAACAUCUGGGGAUCGGUCAACGGGAUGAUCGGCGAUGUCAUGGAUGAGGUAGCGCAAGAGCGGUGGAAUACGAGGAGACCAUCCCUUAAAAUGGACAUUAAAAACUGCUGAAGAUAUCAUGACUACUGUGUUUAGCAGGAGCGUUCAAAGAGAGGGAUGUCUUUUAAUUAGGUAGACCAACAAAGAGCUGGAUUUAACAAUGAAGAUGAUGGAGGCCACCGGAAGAUGCCUGAUGUCUGUCCGCUGCACCAAGAAUGACCACUGAAUGCCUAAAGAGAAUUAAAUGAGCUCCUUUUCAAGAAAUGAAAUUUUUAAAUUGCUGAUAAUCGAGACGCUUUAAGGUGUAAUCAUUUGAAAAGUCUUUACCGUACUUCACAAUUCGCUGAAAACAAGAUGAAAUCAAAUAGGGGAGCCUAUGAAGGGUCUUGUUGGGGUCUCGGGCAGAGCCACACACCUCUCAAGUGUAGCAAGUCUGCUAUUUCUUUUCAUUAAGAGGGCAGAACUUUUAUAAUUUAUGGAAUUGUUCUUUAAGUCGUUACCCAGCCUGGCUGCUUUUCAAAAUCUUAACGUUUGCGAAAGAAAAAUAUCCAGACUUUCACACGUCCAUUUAAAAUGAAACGUACUGAAUAUCUGCUUCCUAUGCUUUUCUACUCUAGGCUGGUCAUAUAUGCACCAUCUUUAUUAAAUUGUGGCUAAUAUGUUAAUUGUUUUGUAGUUGACAUCAUGCUUGGAGAGAUUUUAAAUUUAAAUGUUAUUUAGAUUUGUGAGUAUUUACACUGGGGCUGUGAUUCCAUGAUAGAUAAAUUGUGAAGGCAGUUAAACUUAACUGAAUUAUUAGCCAAUCAUGCUUAGAAGCAAAAGACAAAUUAUGACUUAAAAGCGCUAUAAGAAAAAAAAUAUUUAAAAGUUAUAAUUUCACCGUAUAUAAACAACGUGAUUUUUUUUUUCCUGUUUAUUUGUGUGGAUACAAUUAGACGUGAAGAAUUUCAAGAGACCCUCAUGUUGUCCACCAGAACGACAAGUGAACAGCCGAGUCUUCUGUCAAGAUGGACUAAAUAAAACGUAACUGCGGGUUUUCUUCCCUCGUUCUGUUUCUUAAAGAGAUGCCAGUAUCUCCAUAUUUACAGUACGUAACACAACGGGAAGUAUGGAAGCUGGGGAUUUUCCAUGACUUUGAAUGCACGUGUGAUGUCUGCAGAACUUUGUCUGUGCCCCACUCUUCCUCAGGUCGCUCACCACAUCGUGACGUGUGGCAGUGUUGGCUUCUUCAGGGCGCUUUAUGCCGUACAGAUCGGUCGUUCGGUUUGUUCGGUUGCUUUACUUUGCGCUGCACGGCACAGCUUGUGGCCACAAACACCUUCAUGUUCACUUUAUUAAUAACGGCGUCUUCAUUUUUAAACUCCCUCCAUCAGUCUAUGGAUUUGCUUCACCUUUAACAAUGACUGAGAGUUCUGCUACUGUUCUGCUAAAAGUGACGUACAGAGAUGUAAUUUUAGUGGAGCUUAUUUACGGUGUGAUGCUUUUUUGAGUGUAAAAGUUCCAUAUUUUAAAUACAUGUGAUUAUAUUUAAUAAUAAUAACAUUUGUCUACCAUGCUGUAUUGUGUUUAUAAGCCUAUAUGUAAUCUCUCUACCGUGAUUAAGCUUCAGCUUAACGACACAUAAAUAUCUGGACCAAAACGUUUGCACUUUGCCUAUGCACUUCCUUGUAAAAACAUUUAUUUCUAAGGUUUUGUUUUGUUUGUUUCCUUAAAAUAAGAUUUUGCCUGAUUUUAAAUAAAUAAAACUAUUUUUGU
Molecule: messenger RNA, 4042 nt
Organism: Erpetoichthys calabaricus (reedfish)
Lineage: Eukaryota; Metazoa; Chordata; Cladistia; Polypteriformes; Polypteridae
Product: centrosome-associated protein 350
Exons: 2
Coding region: 5-2359 (784 amino acids)
Biological process (GO): microtubule anchoring
Cellular component (GO): centrosome
Molecular function (GO): microtubule binding
Source: RefSeq, a predicted model, not a curated record